Lagopus leucura (white-tailed ptarmigan) is the source of this 4672-nucleotide messenger RNA. It is a transcript of the gene REN, whose product is annotated as renin. Gene Ontology annotation, molecular function: aspartic-type endopeptidase activity. The transcript is spliced from 9 exons. Gene Ontology annotation, biological process: angiotensin maturation. The coding region runs from base 2433 to 3716 and encodes 427 amino acids. The record is from RefSeq and is a predicted model, not a curated record. NCBI's taxonomy places the organism in Eukaryota, Metazoa, Chordata, Aves, Galliformes, Phasianidae.
CACAGCUCCCCUGGUGUUUGGCUGUGUCUGCUUGCAGGUAAAAAGCCUCAUUUGGGCUAUAAAGCAGCUUCUUAUGGUCAAGCUGCACCUUUGGGAUGUUCAUUAAAAACUUGCCUGUGUUUUCCCCUCCAACUCAAUAGGAUGCUGUCUCAAUGUGUUCUGCAGCAGUGCUGAUGUUAAGAAAUCAUUUCAGGUGAAGCCCUGACACUGCUGAAGUCAAUGGCCCAGUUCCCUCAGUGCUGGUGUAACCCAGACCCUCUGUAGUCCUUCCCAAAAGCUGCUUUGCUGCUCGAGUUUUUCAGCCAUGCCUUGCAGGGAAGAUUUUGUUUCCCUUUGGAAAGCAUUUUCCUUCACUUUUAGCUUAGUGAUUUGGUUCCUUGAAAGCAGGCAGGAAGCCAUUGAGGAAUGUUCCCCUUUUAUUUCCAGAUAAGUUUAAUUUUCAUCUCUGUAGGAUGAGGAACUGUAUGGAGCACCUGCAGCUGCUAUCCAUCACAGCAGCAAGCAAAUCAAAUGGGGGGAAUUUCAGCUCUGCCUGACAUCCUCCCAUCCUGAGCCUGCAAUAUCAGGUGGGGUUGAUGUAAGGAGCAAAGCUCCUCUGUGCUUUAAGGCUGCAUGGGAAGAGCUCAGCAUGGCCCCUGCAGCUCUGCUCUCCCAGGGGGUGAGGGAUAACUUCAGUAAGUCUCAAAGCAGCUGAUGUCCCUGGGGCUGUUCCCCCUGUGCUGCCCUCCAGUAAGUUAAGCAGUGCUCCUUUCCCUGCAGCUCUGUGCACAAAUGCAUCCUUUGCUGGUUAGCUGAAGCCCUGUGCCAGGUCUUUCUCUAGCUGCUCCCAUGCACCAGCUGCUUUUCCUACUGGGGGUGGAAAAUGCCUCGUGGGGUUUUUCCUUGUGUGGAGGGAGGAGCAUCCUUGGGAUCCUGUGGAUGUGCUCCUCCUGGUUACAGCAGAGAUGGAAACCUCGGAGCCCCAUGCCCUGAGUUCACCUUCUUCUGGCUGAUGUGGCCCCUUUAGAAGUGACGCUGUACCCCAAAGUCCCUCCUCUGGGGACUUAUGAGCACUUAGGAUGCCCGGAAAGAGGAUUUAUUCCUGGUGGCUCCUUGCCAGGGGCUGGGCUGCUGCCUCCUGACCCCGCAAGGCUGCCCCUGGUGACACAGCCCCAGGGUCUGGCAUGGGAAAAGACGUCAAGGCUGGGAGAAAUGGGGCCAUGGCAGAUGAGGUGCCUGCCGGGUUCAGCCCUCCCCUGGUUCCAAACCCUGCAACCCAAAGCCCUAAGGAGUUUGGGGUGGAGGAGGCUGUGAAGCCCCAGGUUUGGAGGUGAGGUGGUGGGGGGGACCUUCCUUGUGCUCCCCAGCUUCUGUGUCCCCAGGUGAAGGUGCCAGCAGUGCCCUAAGCAAAUCCUGGCAGCAGUGGGAGCACACCAGUGUGUUUGUGUAGCUGAGGGCUUCAAGGAAGGGGCAAGUGUGUCAUCAGGUUUCUUCUGAGAACAUUUUUAUUGCUGCUGCAGUCGUUUCCCACCGAGGUUCCCUGGGUCCUGAGGUCAAGUGCUGGGCUUGGAGCCACGGGGCUCAAUCCAGCAGCCAUCCUCCAUGCACCAGGGCUGGGUGCUGAGCAGGGAACUGCAGCAACGAGAGCUGGGAGCCAGCAGCACAACUUGUAUGAAGGAAUCCUUUGCUGUUGCAGUUCUUGAGCAGUUCAGCUUGCUGUCUGCAUCACCUGUGCAUCCCCACCCUGUGCUGCUUGGGUACCAUGAGCUGUGCUCCUGCACACUGCAGUGAUCACAUUGUGCCUGGCCAGGCUGUAGCUGCUUAUACAACUGCAACGAGCUCAGCUGUUCUGUGCACAAAUGUCUGCUCCCUCACUGGGGUGAGAAAAUGAGGGGGAGACUUUUCCCUGUGCUCAGAGCAGCCCCCGUGAGGACAGCAUUUGGUAGGUUUAUGGCCAAGGAGCUGCGUUUGCCAUUUCCACCCUCAAUCCUAGAGGAAAUCCCCAUUCCUCUAUUCCCCUCUUUCUCUGCUCCUUAGCAGCACAGCUCAACCAGACCUGAGCCACCACCCCAUGUGUCCCCACCACUGUCCAUCUCUCCUCCCUGGUGGCAGCAGGCAUUUGGCCCAUGCCUUGCAUGCAGUGUGCUGUUGGUGCUCAGGGCUGACACAGCAAUGCCAUCAACUGUGGAGAAUGGAGGGGAGGUUAUCAGCCCCCAGCUAUCCACAGCUGCCCUUGUUAGCCCUGAUAACUGGCUGUGCCCACCUACAAUCAUGAUGCCCUCAGCCAACUGGGAGGAGAAACCCACAGGGAGGCAGAAAGGCAGCCUAUAAAACAUUCUCUCCUUGGGGAUGUGGAGAAGUCUCUGGUGAAGGAGGAGGCUGCACUGGGAGCACAAGAUGCUGGCAGGAGGCAGCAGGAGGCUGCAGCAGUGUCUGCUCGUCGUGGCCAUUGCAUGGAGUGCCGGCUUCUUCCACUCACCAGCCCUGGCUUUGCAGAGGAUCGCUCUGCGGAGGAUGCCUUCCAUCCGGCAGACGCUGCAGGAGAUGGGCGUGAAGGUGGCCGACGUGUUUCCCGAGCUGCGGCAAAGGCGAGGCGGGGCGGGCGGCCCCCAAAACGGAACGGCUCCCACCCUCCUCACCAACUACCUGGAUGUGAGCCCCUCCCCACGCACGGAAUGUUUGUUGCCCCACCUCACGGGUUCUAUCAGCCGCAGGCGGACCCAGCCCGAGUCAUUCUGCCGGCGCUGUGCUUCUUCCAGACGCAGUAUUACGGUGAGAUCAGCAUCGGCACCCCCCCGCAGACCUUCAAGGUGGUCUUUGACACGGGCUCAGCCAACCUGUGGGUGCCGUCCUGCAAGUGCUCCCCACUCUACAGCGCCUGCAUUUCCCACAGCCGCUAUGACUCCUCCAAGUCACGGACAUACAUAGCCAAUGGUACAGGCUUCUCCAUCCGCUACGGGACAGGCAGUGUCAAAGGCUUCCUCAGCCAGGAUGUGGUCAUGGUAUCGGACAUCCCCAUCAUCCAGGUCUUUGCUGAGGCCACGGUGCUGCCUGCAUUCCCCUUCAUCUUUGCCAGGUUUGAUGGGGUCCUGGGCAUGGGUUACCCCAGCCAGGCCAUCGAUGGCAUCACCCCUGUCUUCGACCGGAUCCUCUCCCAGCAGAUCCUCAAGGAGGACGUGUUCUCUGUCUACUACAACCGAGCUUCAAAGAAUUCUCCUUUGAAACCCGGUGGGGAAAUCAUCCUGGGGGGCACUGACCCAGCCUACUACACUGGGGACUUCCACUACCUGAGCAUCAGCAGGAACGGGUACUGGCAGAUCAGCAUGAAGGGGGUGUCUGUAGGGGCUGAAAUCUUGUUCUGCAAGGAGGGCUGCUCAGUGGCCAUUGACACCGGAGCAUCCUACAUCACUGGCCCAGCCGGCCCUGUGUCUGUGCUGAUGAAAGCCAUUGGAGCAGCAGAGAUGACUGAAGGAGAGUACGUGGUUGACUGUGAGAAGGUCCCCCAGCUGCCCAACAUCUCCUUCCACCUGGGUGGGAAGGCCUACACGCUCAGUGGCUCAGCCUACGUCCUCAGGCAAACCCAGUACGGGGAGGACAUCUGCGUGGUGGCUCUCUCAGGGCUGGAUGUCCCACCCCCGGCUGGACCCCUCUGGAUCCUGGGUGCCAGCUUCAUCGGGCACUACUACACCAAAUUCGACCGUCGCAACAACCGCAUCGGCUUCGCCACCGCCCGCUGACCGCCGGGGGGGGGCUGGGAGGCAGCUGGGAAGCAGGGAGCAUCGCUGGGGUGAGAGCGAUUCGACACGCAAACGAGAGCAGCGCUUCCUUAAAGCACAGCCACCUCCUCUCUGCACUGAAGCAACUGCAAAUCCUCGCGUUCUCCCACUCCAAAACCCCCGCUCUGCUUCCCGAGAGCCUCCGCUGCCACGGAGGGGAGAGCGGAGCCCGGGAGCAUCGCGCUGAGGAAUCAAAGCGGGAUCCUGCAGCUGGAGCUGCACCUCCGGGGGCUUUGCAGGGUGAUAUGCGUUGCUGCUGGCUGGGGCAGAGGAGCUUUGCAGGUUGUAGACACUGUGGAGCGAUGUUUGGUUGCUGUUCUUAGAUGGGAGGCAAAUUAAUUGGUGUCAUUAGGCUGCUUACAGCGAUGGUUCUUUCAGCUGCUGUUAACCCUGCCCCUCUCUGCAAUUUAAUAUUAAACAACCCCAGAGCAGCAGGAAGCUGAGCGUUCUGCGAGGAGGGAGAAAUGAGGAAAAGUUCCCUUAUGGGAACUGGGGAAGAAGUGUUCUCUGCUGGGAUCCACCGCUGUGCUUUAAGCAGGCAGCGCUGCAGGCUGCUCUUCCCUGUUGUGUCAGAGAGCUGAGAACCAGCUGCAAAUCUGAGCCCAUCCCAAAGCCAAGCAGUUGGCAAUGUUCUCAUCUCCCCCUGCUUGUGAGCACAGCUGAGCCCUGGGAACACACCUGUAACGAGCACAGCACCGUGCUGCAGGAGCUUCUCCUCCUCACCCUGCCACCAGCAAUGGCUGCUGAUUUCCCAGAGUGAAUCCCGGCGAUGGUUGGGAGCAAUUCUCCUUCCAGCACAGCAUGGGAUGCUGCCAGCCAGGCUGCAGCCUUGCCAGCCUCCUUUCCUGCAAGGCCCAGGCUCUGAGCAGUGGCCAAGCUGCCAGUUUUUGCCCUUGGCAGGGUGUUGGGCAGCGUGU